Messenger RNA from Paramecium tetraurelia, 312 nucleotides. RefSeq lists its product as uncharacterized. Lineage: Eukaryota; Ciliophora; Oligohymenophorea; Peniculida; Parameciidae. The transcript has a single exon. The record is from RefSeq and is a predicted model, not a curated record.
AUGGAUAUAGGUGUGGAUUAAAUUCGUAGAUUCCGCAUUAAUUGUCAGUUAGGAGUAAUAGCUGUUAAGAUUGGAUUUCAUGUCUUUAAUAACAUAUAACUAAAAAUGGAAAACCAUAACUAGUUAUUUCAUUACUCGGGGAAAAAAAUAACAAAAGUAUAUAUUAAGCAUGAAAUUAAUAUUUAAUUGCAAAAGUGGGAGUUUCUCAUUAAAAUAUCACUUUAAAAUUAAUUAAAAAAACCAAGUUUAUCAUUAUAAUUCCAAAAAUAAUACUAUAAAUACAUAGCAAAUUAAGGAAUUCAUCAUGGAUGA